CGAGAUGCUUCAGAGUUGAGUAGGUAGUUAUGGCGAGAAUGAUCUGGAGAGCUGAAGAAGAAAGAUUUUUCUCCCUCCAAAAAUCUUCUUCUUCUUCUUCGUCUCUCUAUAAAUUACGAAAUGUCUUCAGAUAUUUCACCACUCACAGCAAAAAAAAAAAAAAAAAAAAAAACAAUCUAAGAAGAAAUUUGUGGAUCGCUUUGGUGGAUUUUCGUCGUGAUUCUGCUACGAAGACUCGAAUCGGUUCUCUUUUGCUGCAGCUGUUGUUAUUGGGAAUUUUGGUUUAAUUGAGGUUGAUCAAAGAUGAUGCCUAUGUACGUGAACUCAUCACAGCCAGGCCAAAUGAGACCACAAGGAGGAUGCUGUUACGAAGGCUUUGGGAACUAUCCUCAUCACGUGACAAUGGAUGCUUCAUCUCCCGCCUCGUGUGAACAUUGGCCUACUCAGUCACCUUGUUAUGGAAGCUGCGUUCACGGCAACUUUCCUGCCUACAGUCCGUACUGGCCUCCUACUCCUUGUUAUCCCCCACAAGCGCCUUAUCAUACAUGUUGGAUGAACCAUCAUCCUCAGACUCCUCCUUGCUACGUUCAUCAGCCGUUUCCUGUUGGUUAUCAACAUGGGUUUGAGCCUGAGAAGAAUCGAUGUACAAAGUGUUCUUCCCAGAUAUCUUCCCCGAAGAAUGGCACUGGUGUUGUUAUUGAAGAGCAUGAGCCCGAGACUGAGAAACGAAGAGACAAUGGAGAGGCUGUUAAUGAUGUCCGUUCCACCAACUAUCCUUAUCCCAUUGUAUGGAUACCUCAUGAGAACGCUAGGAAACAAGAGCAUGGAAGCCAGAAGCAACCUCCUGCUCAGAUUAAAGCUCCGGAGAGUGAGAGUACGAAGGUGCAGAAAGCUGAUCCUAAGUCUUGGAAUGGUUGUUUCCCAUUAGACGAGAACACCAUCAAGUCGUUGAUUCAAAAUCAAGACAGGAAUAAGCUGCAGAACGGGGAACUACCUUUUGAUAUCAACAAGCUGAAAUCCUUACUGCAGGGUCAGGGUCAGGGACAGGGACAGGGACAGACCCAGAGGAGCAAAGAUCCGGGACAGCUUCAGUAUCCUAUCUUUUGGAUACCAUCUCAGGGGAAACAGGAAGAUGUUGAAGCGUCUGAGAAAAAAGAGCGUGGCAACGAAGGGUCUGACUUGAAGUCUGUCUCCCCUGAUCAUCUAAACAACGGUCAAUGCGACAACAGGAACGUUGUGGGCAAUGCAGUCUCGGAUGCGGAGGAGAAAAGUCUCGUGAGAAACAUCCCGGUGGAGAGCUAUAAAGAACCAACAAGUAUUCCUGUCAAGCUGUUAGAAAACCAUCCUCCAGAACCAGCCAGGAGUAUUGUGAAGACAGAGCCAGCUGAAGACGCAAGAAAAGGGCAGCGUUCGUCUCCACCAAAAGCAUCUAGGUUGCCUCCGGUUUGUCUGCGUGUUGACCCGUUGCCGAAGAGGAGAAGUGGUGGUUCCAAGUCUCUUAGCCCUCCUAGACGGAAGGAACAAACCUUAACGUCAGAACAGACCAAGGUUGCUUCUCCGCUGAACUCUAAGAUGGUUGAAACAAGGACCAUUCCUGAAUCAUGUAAUGUAGAAUAUGAAGAGGCAAACAAGGAAAAUAAUACGUCUGAGGGAUACCCGAAGCCAGCAGGAACAGAAAAAGAACCAGUUGAAACCAAAUCUGAUCUGCAAGGUGUGAACUGUGAGAUCGUUAAACCUUGUGAAGCUAAGGAGAAUGAAGAGAAGCCUGCAAAGAAGACCUUCUCAGAAGAGGAAGCUACUAAAAUCAUCCAAUCUAGAUACCGCGGAUAUGAUGUAAGAAGAUGGGAGCCAAUUAAGAAACUGAAGGAGAUAGCCACUGUUCGGAAGCAGAUGAGUGAUGUUAAAAAGCGUGUUCAGGCGCUAGAACUAUCCGCUGAUCAGCACACUGACGGAAAGGAGAUCGUAGUUCUGGGUGAAAUGGUGAUGAGCCUUCUAUUAAAACUUGAUUCUGUCCAGGGCUUGCAUCCUAGUAUUAGAGAUUAUAGAAAAUCUUUGGCUAGAGAGCUCUCGGACAUGCAGGAGAACAUUGACUCCUUGAAAACGAUUAGUGUGGAAAAAGAACAAGUAGAUACUACCUCACAGACCAGUGAUCCUCUUGUGAACUUGGAGGAACGUCAGCUUGCAGAAGAGAACAAAAUGGUAUCUGAUUCGAAUACGGAGAAGGAUUGUCCUGCUUCUUCCGAGGAACAUCUUACGAGUCUCAAGAACACCACAGAUGGACAGCUGGUGGCUGAAGCAGAAGAAGUAACUGGGUUGUCUGAAACCUUAGCGACGGAUCCUGAGCCAGCGUCUGAAACAGGCGUGUGUGAAGCGGACUCGACAACCAUUCCAGAGAAAAUUGAAGCGCCUGAGGCUAUGACAGUGACGAAUGAGGAAGACAAAGUCAUGGUCAAGAAGUUGGAGGAGCCGUUUCCUGAAUUGCAACAAGAGGUGGAAACGACCCUUGGCUCGGAAAAUUCUUCCGAGGUUUCUGAAACUGUGGCCAACGGUUCUGAGAAUGGCGACAUAAAGAGAGACGAUGAUUCCGUAUUGUCUUCAGAGAAAAUUGAAGCGGUCGAGACUGUUCAACCAGUCAAUUCAUCGUCAGCUGAUGAAAAUGAAAUGACAGUAACCACGGUGGAGAAACUGGAGGAUCCCCUGCACGAAUUGCCGCAAGUGGUGGAAGCAACUGGUGGAUCGUAUUUUGAAGGCGUGGACGAAGUCUCUGAAACUGUGGUCAGCGCAUCUGAGAUUGAAGACGGAAAGGGAGAAGACGAUUACGUCUUGCCUUCAGAGGAAAAUGAAGCGGCUGAGACUAUUGGACAAGUCAAUUCAUUGUCAGCUGAUGCCGAUGAAAUGACAGUAACCAAUGUUGACAGAGACCAAGUCAUGGUGGAGAAGCUGGAGGAGCCGCGAGUGGUGGAAACGACAGAUGAACAAGCUUUUGAAGGCCUGGAAAAUGAUACCGAAGUCUCUGAAGCUGUGGCCAAUGCGUCUGAGACUGAAGACAGAAAGGGAGACGAUGAUUCCGUAUGGCCUUCAGAGAAAGAUGUGGAACUGUCUGACCUACCUGUUGGAGUGAUUCAUGAGGAAGUGCAGCUUCUUACACAAGAUUCAUUAUCAUCCCCUGGAGAGGAGAAGACUGUAGUGGACCCGAGCAAGGAGGGGACCAACGUUGACCACUCAUCCACUGGCAUAGGCCAGGGGUCUGAACUUGGGAUGUCAGAAGAAACAAAAAGGCUGAUGGAGGAGAACCAACGAUUCAAGGAAACAGUGGAGACGCUAGUAAAGGCAGGCAGAGAACAACUCGAAGUCAUAUCGAAAUUAACAGGUCGAGUCAAAAGCCUAGAAAAGAAACUGUCACAGAAGAAGAGGACUCAUGUUGGACGCCGUAAACCCAACCGUGGAAAGCAAACAACCAAACCAAUGGCUGCAGGUUGUAUUGAUGUCAUAUAAUGUAAAACAAUUAAUUUUGUGUGCCCUUGUCUCCACGUAUCUUGUAUCCAUCUCUAUAUAAAAGUGUGUUUUUGAAAA
Molecule: messenger RNA, 3573 nt
Organism: Brassica napus (rape)
Lineage: Eukaryota; Viridiplantae; Streptophyta; Magnoliopsida; Brassicales; Brassicaceae
Product: BAG family molecular chaperone regulator 6
Exons: 3
Coding region: 304-3495 (1063 amino acids)
Biological process (GO): protein folding
Cellular component (GO): plasmodesma
Molecular function (GO): protein-folding chaperone binding
Source: RefSeq, a predicted model, not a curated record